AUGCCACCUGCUUCAUUCGUGGAAUCGACUGGAGCUCUUCCGACGAACCAUCAGAUGCGAACUUGUGAAGAGACCAGACGCCGCGAGUCCGUUCUAUGGAGAAAGCGUUAUGACCAGCAUCUUGCCUUCAAGGUACCCCCUUCCUGGCAGGCCCUGAAGCUGGGCUGGCAGGGCAAGGCCCUUGUGCUCUGUCCCAGGCAGUAA
This is a messenger RNA of Colletotrichum spaethianum, 204 nucleotides long. RefSeq lists its product as uncharacterized. The record is from RefSeq and is a predicted model, not a curated record. NCBI's taxonomy places the organism in Eukaryota, Fungi, Ascomycota, Sordariomycetes, Glomerellales, Glomerellaceae. The coding region runs from base 1 to 204 and encodes 67 amino acids. The transcript has a single exon.